GGCAGGGGAGGGGGAAGAGAAAGCAAGAAAGGCUGCUCUCACUUGUGCUUUUGUUAGUUCUACAGAAGAGGCAGAGAAACAGAUAACAAAGGCUCCAUUUCCUUUCUGUGAGAGAAGGCUUUUGUCUUUCCCCCUGCAACAAUGUCAGUGUCUGGCAAGAAAGAGUUUGAUGUGAAACAGAUCCUAAGGCUACGCUGGAGGUGGUUUAGUCAUCCUUCUCAAGGUUCACCCAACACUGGAAGCUGCCUUCAGCAGGAAGGAUAUGAGCAUAGAGGGACCCCGGUUCAGGGCAGGUUGAAGAGCCACUCUCGGGACAGAAACGGACUGAAGAAAAGCAACAGUCCUGUCCACCACAACAUACUGUCACCAGUGCCAGGACCAGCACCUGCCCAUCAAAGAGCUCUUCAGAAUUGGCAGCAACAAAACCUGAUAGAACAUCUCCGAGCAAAUGAAGAUACUCCUAAAGCAGUUCCAGAGGAGAAUUUAUUCAAAGGAGCUUGUGAGAAACACUCACAGGAUUUGGAGAUGAUGACUGAUGACAAUAUAGAGGAUUCUACAGCGAGAUUAGAUACACACCAUCCUGAAGAAAUGAAUGUCAGCAGAUCUGAGGAGUAUUUCCAUGCUGUAAACCAUGCAGAGCAAACUCUCCAUAAAAUGGAGAACUACUUGAAAGAGAAACAACUGUGUGAUGUGCUACUCAUUGCUGGACACCUCCGAAUACCAGCCCACCGGUUGGUUCUCAGUGCAGUGUCUGAUUAUUUUGCUGCAAUGUUUACUAACGAUGUGCUUGAAGCCAAACAAGAAGAAAUCAAGAUGGAGGGAGUGGAUCCGGAGGCACUUAAUUCGUUGGUACAGUAUGCUUACACAGGUGUCCUGCAAUUGAAAGAAGAAACUAUUGAAAGUUUGCUGGCUGCAGCUUGUCUCCUGCAGCUGACUCAAGUCAUUGAAGUCUGCAGCAAUUUUCUCAUAAAGCAGCUCCAUCCUUCAAACUGCUUAGGGAUUCGAUCCUUUGGAGAUGCCCAGGGCUGCACAGAGCUCCUGAAGGUGGCACAUAAAUACACAAUGGAGCAUUUCAUCGAGGUAAUAAAGAACCAAGAAUUCCUUCUACUUCCAGCUAAUGAAAUUUCAAAGCUUCUGUGCAGUGAUGAUAUUAAUGUACCCAAUGAAGAAACCAUUUUCCAUGCUCUAAUGCAGUGGGUGAGACAUGAUGUGCAGGCGAGGCAAAGAGACCUGGCGAUGCUGCUUUCUUACAUCAGACUGCCAUUACUUUCACCACAGUUACUGGCUGAUCUUGAAAACAGCUCCAUGUUUGCUGGUGAUCUUGAAUGUCAAAAGCUUCUGAUGGAAGCUAUGAAGUAUCAUCUCUUACCUGAAAGAAGACCCAUGAUGCAAAGCCCUCGGACCAAGCCUAGAAAAUCAACUGUGGGGGCGCUUUAUGCUGUGGGAGGAAUGGAUGCUAUGAAAGGUACCACUACAAUUGAAAAAUAUGACCUCAGGACCAACAGCUGGCUACAUAUUGGCACCAUGAAUGGUCGUAGACUUCAGUUUGGUGUUGCAGUUAUUGAUAAUAAGCUCUAUGUUGUGGGAGGAAGAGAUGGUUUAAAAACGUUGAAUACUGUAGAAUGUUUUAAUCCAGUUGGCAAAGUCUGGUCUGUAAUGCCACCCAUGUCAACACAUAGACACGGCUUAGGUGUAGCCACACUUGAAGGACCAAUGUAUGCUGUUGGUGGUCAUGAUGGAUGGAGUUAUCUAAAUACUGUAGAAAGAUGGGAUCCUGAGGGACGUCAGUGGAAUUAUGUGGCCAGUAUGUCAACUCCUAGAAGCACAGUUGGUGUUGCUGCAUUAAAUAACAAGUUAUAUGCUAUUGGUGGACGCGAUGGAAGUUCCUGCCUCAAAUCAAUGGAAUGUUUUGAUCCUCACACUAACAAAUGGAGUCUGUGUACUCCAAUGUCCAAAAGACGUGGAGGUGUGGGAAUUGCAACAUACAAUGGAUUCUUAUACGUUGUAGGGGGUCAUGAUGCCCCUGCUUCUAAUCACUGCUCCAGGCUUUCUGACUGUGUGGAACGGUAUGAUCCAAAAGCUGAUUCAUGGUCAACUGUUGCACCUCUGGGCGUUCCUCGAGAUGCUGUUGCUGUAUGCUCCCUUGGAGACAAACUGUAUGCAGUUGGAGGAUAUGAUGGACAUACUUAUUUGAAUACUGUUGAGUCAUAUGAUGCACAGAAAAAUGAGUGGAAAGAGGAAGCUCCUGUUAACAUCGGAAGAGCUGGCGCAUGUGUUGUUGUGGUGAAACUGCCAUAAAUCUGUUUUUGUCAAGUAAAACUGGAUAAUUUCAAGAAAUGGAGUAGGAGGAAGGAGAAGAAACAUGUUAUUUUCUGCAGUUCAUAAUCAAACACGAAAAUAUUUUUGUCAUUUUAAUACGUAGUUGUAAUUGUUCUCAUUUUGAAGCCAAAACAAGUUUCCAAACAUGAAUUACAUGUAAAUGUCAAAUGUAUGUGUUAUCAUAGCUGAUAAUAUACAGGGCAAUCCAGUAGUCUAGCUUUAGCCUUAUUACUUUAAACUGUCAAAAUGUUUAGUGAAAAUUUAUAUUCCCCAAAGUAGGAAGGGUUAUAAAGCAUUAGCAGGUUUCAAGGUAAGAAUCUGAGAAGUUAAAAAUAUGUGUUUUUAUUUCCAAUAAAAGGUACUCUGUUAUCUGGACUAUAACUUAAUAUAAAAGAGAACAUCUAAAGCCUAAAAUAUAGUCUAAUUUUUAAUAAGGCAUCAUUCUCUUAUACAAACAACAUCCUAAAUAGCUAAAUAAUAGCUCACAUUUUCCAAGAGGAAAGUUUUUACUGCAUCAAAGCUGAAAAGCCGAUUCAUUGACAUAAUUUGUUCUGCUGAUCACAGUAUGUCAAAUUUUCACAGACUCCCUCUUUCACAGUAACCAUCUUCCAAAACACAUGUAUAAAUUUGAUAUUCCUUAACAUGUUGUCUUGUUAGAUUUUUCACUGAUGAUAAAAUAUUAUUGCAACAUCAUAUACACAGCUGUACCAUAAAAUAUUGAAUAUUUAUCAUAUUGAUACAAACUGUGACCUCAGCUUCAGAGUGUCAGGGCCUCAAAUUUAUAGUAAGUAAUAUUCUUCUCAAAUAUGUCUGUGAACUCUAUAAUUACCUACCAUUAGUUAAAUAAGAUAACAAAUGCAAAACAAUUUUUAAUGUAUUCAAAUUGAAGAAUAUGUUACAUGAUGUAAACACAUGGAAACAUCAAAAUGUUCAUUACAUAUAGUCAGUUCUGUAGUUAUUUUUUAUGUACCCAUACAUGCCUUUAUGUUUAUGUUAUAUUUUUCCAAUACAAUAUGUUAAGGACAUAGGCACUACAAAAAAUUGUAAUUUAAAAAGCAACAAAAAACAUAGUUGGGUAGUAUUUUAGCUUUAAAUUCUUACUUCCAUUUAUUCAAUUUAACAAUAAAAAGUUGAAAAAAACUUUUUGAAGGUAACUUUUCAAGUAAAUGUACAUUUUUCAAAUUUCUGCAAUAUAUUCUUUUAAACUUUGUAAUGUAGAAUGACACUAACUUGUAAAAU
This is a messenger RNA of Trichechus manatus latirostris (Florida manatee), 3558 nucleotides long. It is a transcript of the gene KLHL4, whose product is annotated as kelch like family member 4. The transcript is spliced from 11 exons. The record is from RefSeq and is a predicted model, not a curated record. Lineage: Eukaryota; Metazoa; Chordata; Mammalia; Sirenia; Trichechidae. The coding region runs from base 142 to 2298 and encodes 718 amino acids. Gene Ontology annotation, molecular function: protein binding.